AUGUAUGCCGGCCUUUCUGGACCUCACCAAGGCCUCCUCGAAAUGGUCGACGAUAUCAUCCUGGAAUGCCUCCUCGGUCUUAUUGUUGGAGUAUACAACUCUUGCUUGAGAUUUGUUACCGAAAUCAAGUUCGAAGCGGCCAUACACGGGUCUACUGGUCAACACACCGUCACCAGGGUCCGCAACUCCCCAUGCAAGGAUGUCAUGCAUUGCAGUAGCGGCACCGACACACCGGACCAUAUCUGGGGUGAUGGGGCUGCUAGGAGUUAA
Fusarium venenatum is the source of this 270-nucleotide messenger RNA. NCBI's taxonomy places the organism in Eukaryota, Fungi, Ascomycota, Sordariomycetes, Hypocreales, Nectriaceae. The record is from RefSeq and is a predicted model, not a curated record.